Molecule: messenger RNA, 420 nt
Organism: Cylicocyclus nassatus
Lineage: Eukaryota; Metazoa; Nematoda; Chromadorea; Rhabditida; Strongylidae
Source: the annotation of a GenBank genome assembly
AUGUUCGCUAAGCUUCUUCUCGCUGCAAGUCUUUUGUACGCUGCUUAUGCAGACACAUGCAUUCACUGCAUUUGCUUGCACGAAUCAGGAUGUAAGCCCAUUGGAUGCAACAUGGAUGUUGGGUCACUCUCAUGCGGUUACUAUCAGAUCAAACUCCCCUACUACGAGGAUUGCGGAACCCCCGGACGCAAGAGCGGUGAAGAUGUGACUACUGCUUGGAAGAGAUGCGCCGAUGACUACAACUGCGCCACUCAAUGCGUAAAUGCCUACGUCAACCGCUACAAGGGAGGAUGCUCAUCAACUGGUGAAGGAGCCUGCCAAGUUAUGUCUCGCCUUCACAACGGUGGUCCAUCUGGAUGCAAAAUCUCCGGUACCGUCGGAUACUGGAACGUUAUCCAGAAGUGCUGCGGAUGCUCAUAA